UUUCACAGACAAAAUCUCUCCCAAAAUGUUUCUUGAUCUCCUAACCGCGUCUCAGAUCCAACUGAAGGCAAAUCACGCAACAUCACAAAAUUUUAUACACGCUUUUUGUGUCCUCAUGGAGAGAACAUCACCAUAGAGAGAUCAUGGCACGGGUAUCAUUAAAUUUAAUAAUACAUCAAAAUCUGACUUUAGGUUUUUUUUUUCCUUCUACCUUCGCCGCAACCAGCUAUGAGGGCAAUUAAUUUGUCUAUUGGCGGGCUUUUGCGAAAACGUGGCGGGGUUCAGCGAAUGUUUGGAUCAUGCUGGAUGGCUCAUCAGGCCAUAUGCAAAAAAAAAGUUACUUCCUCGUGAUGGCAAAAGAGAUGAUGGAAAUUUUUGAAAGUUUCAAGGAAUUUAGUCAAGAACAUAUCGAGGAAUCAACAGUGAGAAUUUAAAAUUUUUAUAUUCCAUGAAACUUUCAAUCCAUUCUCGAUCAAUAAAUGGAAUGUUUAGCUUUAAGAUAUUUUUUGUUCUGAAGAAGUAAAUCAAUUUAUUGGGCGGUUUUAGAAGCCCCGUGUCUCACCGGGAGACAAACAAUUUUAUUUGCAAAGAAUAAAUACGUCAUAACUGAUGAGAAAAACAUUGACCGAUUGACCAUGGAUUUUUUUAAGAAGAAAAAUUGAUUAAUUAAAAAAUAUGAGCUUGUUUACCCCAAUAAUAACUCUCAAUUCUUGUAGUAAAAAUAAAUAAAUUGAGGCAUUUUAUUUGAAUUUAUAGUAAAAGUCUCCAACUGAAAUUGUAAUCAUUUAAGACUAAAUGAUAAUAAGCAGCAUGAAAUUCUGUUACGAUUUAUGUUUAAUUUUUAUAAUUAUUUAUAGCGUUGCAGUGUGUUAGGAAGGAAUAAUAGAGAGAAACUCCUUUAAAUUUAUAUGACCACAGAAGUGGCCAUCUUAGCUAUAUCAUUGCCAGCGCGUGGGCAACACAAUAGCACCAAGCUUUGGGAUUCCCUUUGAGAGAACUUUCAAGAGUGGACUCUCAACAAGGAAGACCAAAAUAUAAUCCCACAAUAGUUUUAUUCUUUUGAAAUCGAUGAACUUGAUGGUACCUAUACCUAUAUUUUAUUUUUCAACUGCAUUUGGAGGAGCAAUAAGAAAUGGGUUGGGCUCUUGUAACGCGCAUGUUGCUCAAGACAUGAUGAUGGUCUUCAAGUGUCGCCACAUUGAGUAUUUGUCGAGUGUUUCUAUGCGACAAUGUCCAAGAUCUCGCGCCCAUUAAAUUUCAUGGCAUAGGGCUGAAAGUUUUACCUUCUUGCACGUGCAAUUGAUGGGAGGGAAGCUUUUAAAGAGUCACAUCACGUAGAGAGUCAAUAGUUCUAACACCAUAAAUACUUUCGACUCUCUAGUUUUUUUCUCACUUCUUUUGCCACAUCUCAAAGUAAUUUUAUUCACUCUUGUGGAAUUUCGUUUUCAUAAUGUCUCUAAAAGAUUCCGCAUCAAGGUGUUUGUAAUAAUAAUUGCUGAAGAAGACAAUUUUUAUCUCACGUAUUACACAUUUAGGAUUAACAUGAAAUUUUGGGGGUCAAGAACAUGUGGCUUAUUAUAAUUCUGUAGGUAAUUUUUAUGUGAAUUUUAAUGGAUGAAGUUAAUGCUCAUUUAACAUAAAUGGCAGAAAUUUAAAGACUUUGCCCUAUUUAGGACCUUAAUUUGUAGGAAAUGCAAAAAGUAAAUUGUUGCAAAAGUUUUUAUUCUCUAAUACCUUUUAUGUAAAGGAGUUUAUUCGCUUUCCAUAGAAAUAAAAAAUCUUAUUCGAGGAAAUAAUCGGGAUAUGCGUAGAUAUGUAGAGGAAAAAUAAAGGAAAAAGAAUCCCCAAAAAAUUCCAUCUUCUACCGAGAGUAUGUUGAGAACAACCGGUAAAAAUUUGAUUAAUCAAUAAUUUUUUAAAAAUAUUUUUUUUGUAAAAGUUUAGAACUACAAUGAGAUAAAUUUAAAUUUAUAUUUCACCUGAAAUAUAGGUAUAUUUUUUUAAAUUAACCCGUGAAAUUCUUAUCGAAAGCCCCUCAAUAAAUUAGUUCAGAAUCUGGGUGAUUGCUGGGGAAAUUACAUUGAUUGCUGGACAUUUCCAGAUUCAAAGAUCAAAAUGAAACAUUGUCACCAAACUCAAUGGGAAUUCCGCGUGUGUUAUCACCCACAAUGAAAAAAACAAUCAAUGAAGUUUCUUAUCAAAAAAUCUUCCAAGUGAGUAUAAAAAGACCUCAAGUUGGGUGAAAGACAUCAAAAGUGUUAGAAGAUCUUCAGAGAAAGUGUCUACAAGUCAAUUAAAAAACCUUUUUUAAAAUGUUCAAGUUCAUCAUCCUUGCAACUCUCUGCACUGCAGCACUAGGACGUGAAUACCCAACGCCACAUGACUUUAUUGCUGGCAUAAAGGCAGCCGAGGAGGGACUUCUUCCCGAGGUGGACAGUUUCAUCAUUGGCGGCAGUACUGCUUCUCCAGGACAAUUUCCCUACAUCGCAUCAAUUCGUAGUGCUGCCAAUGCUCAUUUCUGCGGAGGAAUCCUUGCCAAUAAUCGCUGGAUUGUCUCAGCUGCUCACUGCACCGUUGGCCGAACCCUUGCCAACACCAUCAGCGUCUUGGGAGCACACUCCAGAACUUCUGGCGGUACCACCUUCACCUCUGCCCGAAUUGUUAAUCAUCCGCAGUACAACGCAAACACAAUUGCCAAUGAUGUCUGUGUCAUCCAAACUACGAAUCCCAUCACCUUCACCAAUCUCAUUCAGCCCAUUGCUCUGGGAUCUGCUCAUGUGGGUGGCGGAGUUGCAGCCGUUGUGUCAGGAUGGGGCGUCACUUCGUUCCCAGGUGGAAGCUUAGCAGCCAAUUUGCAAUUCCUCAAUGUGCAGACAAUCACAAAUGCUCAAUGUAGCCAAAGUGUGGCUGGCAGUGGAAGUCUCAUCUUUGCUCACAAGAUCUGCAAUGCUGGAAUAGUCGGGCGUGGACCGUGCUCAUCGGAUUCUGGUGGACCAUUGGCUGCUGGAAAUACUGCCAUCGGCAUUGUUUCCUGGGGCAUUGGGUGUGCCAAUGGAUUUGCAGAUGUCUACGAUCGUGUCUCAUCUCACAGAAAUUGGAUCAUUGGACAUUUUUAAAUAUUUCAAAGGAUUUUUUUUUAAAUAAAUAAACUAAUUUUUCCAAAGUAUAAUAUUUUUUACUUCAAAACUGAGCUUCCACAGACAAGGAUUAACCUUUGAUUUAUCUCUAGCAAAAUAAAGAAAAUUUUUCAAUUUAAAUAUUCUACUAGACAUGUCAUGGAAAGUCAAACAAUAAAUCAUUUUCCAGGGUUGUUUUUUGAGAGGUAUAUCGACUUAAAAGGAAUGCAGCAAGUUAUUUUAUUGGUAUAUGCAUAUUAAACUUUAGUACGUCUACUUGAAAGAAUUCGCAAAGAAUGUUCUUAUCAAUACAUUGCGAAAUUCUUCAAAGUAUUUUGCCAAUAUAAAGACGAUCUCCUGAAUGAAUUUCUUCGCAGUUUAGUUCACAUUGU
This is a messenger RNA of Lutzomyia longipalpis, 3508 nucleotides long. Its product is annotated as trypsin alpha-3-like. Gene Ontology annotation, molecular function: serine-type endopeptidase activity. The record is from RefSeq and is a predicted model, not a curated record. Gene Ontology annotation, biological process: proteolysis. The coding region runs from base 2313 to 3116 and encodes 267 amino acids. The transcript has a single exon. Lineage: Eukaryota; Metazoa; Arthropoda; Insecta; Diptera; Psychodidae.